GUUGCGAUGGAUUUUCAGAAUAGAGCUGGAGGUAAAACCGGUAGUGGUGGCCAAGCAAGUUGGUCCGAAAGUAAUCGGGACCGUCGUGAGAGACUUCGACAACUUGCACUCGAAACGAUUGAUUUGGCAAAAGAUCCAUAUUUUAUGAAAAAUCAUCUCGGAUCUUAUGAGUGUAAAUUAUGUUUAACUCUUCAUAAUAACGAAGGAAGCUAUUUAGCUCACACACAAGGAAAAAAGCAUCAAGCAAACUUAGCUCGACGAGCUGCUAAGGAAGCGAAAGAGGCUCCUUCACUACAACCGGAAAAGCCUCGUGUUGAGCCAAAGAAGUUCGUAAAAAUUGGUAGACCCGGUUAUCGAGUAACAAAGCAAAGAGAUCCUGAAAGUGGACAGCAAUCACUUUUAUUCCAAAUCGAUUAUCCUGAAAUAAGUGAUGGCAUUGUACCACGCCAUCGUUUCAUGUCUGCUUAUGAACAGAAGAUUGAGCCGCCAGAUCGUAAAUGGCAAUAUCUUCUAUUUGCUGCUGAGCCUUAUGAAACAAUUGCUUUCAAAGUACCAAGUCGUGAAAUAGAAAAACAGGAAGGAAAAUUUUGGGUUUAUUGGAACAAAGAUACAAAACAAUUUUUCCUACAAUUUGCUUUCAAGAACGAUCCGAAAAUGAUGCCAAUGCGUGGUCCUCGAGGUGGAGGCAUGUUUAUCCCUGGUCCAGUACAUACUAAAAUGGCAGUUCGUCCAGCAUUCAAGCCGAAGAUUCUCAAAAAGAGAACAAAGAAGUUCAUCCGUCACCAGUCAGACCGAUAUGUUAAAGUUAAGGAGAACUGGCGUAAACCGAAAGGUAUUGACAAUCGAGUGAGACGUCGCUUUAAGGGACAGUACUUGAUGCCAAACAUCGGUUAUGGAUCAAACGCAAAGACCCGCCAUAUGCUCCCAAAUGGCUUCAAGAAAUUCAUCGUUAACAAUGUCCGCGAGUUGGAGGUGUUAAUGAUGCAAAAUCGCGUAUAUUGUGCAGAAGUUGCACAUGCCGUUAGCGCUAAGAAACGCAAAUUAAUCUGCGAACGUGCAAAGCAAUUGGGAAUCCGUGUGACAAACUUCCACGCCAGAAUGCGUUCACAAGAGAACGAGUAAAUACAAUUGGUUCAUUUUAACAAAUGCUGAAUUUCCAUCAAUAAAAAAUUAAAAAAUAAUUUCUCUUGUUUUAUUUCUUUGUGCUAUGUCCAUUGCUAAUCGAAAUAAAUCGAUAAUCGUUCAAUAUUUAGCAACAAUGUAACUCGACAUUAUUUUAAAAUUCAAUUACUUUCCAGGUG
Messenger RNA from Clunio marinus, 1301 nucleotides. The record is from the annotation of a GenBank genome assembly. Lineage: Eukaryota; Metazoa; Arthropoda; Insecta; Diptera; Chironomidae.